Messenger RNA from Saccoglossus kowalevskii, 780 nucleotides. RefSeq lists its product as uncharacterized. The record is from RefSeq and is a predicted model, not a curated record. NCBI's taxonomy places the organism in Eukaryota, Metazoa, Hemichordata, Enteropneusta, Harrimaniidae.
AUGGGGGAUUGCCUAGUGAAGUGUGCAUUGGUGAUAACUCAAUCACAGUUACAGGAUGCAGAAAUUGUUGACAGUCAAUGGAUUCUGCAACACAUCAACGAAGAGAUACAGGAGUCUUGCUUGCAGAGGAACGCUGUUAUCCUAGAGGGCACCGUAGAUAGCAGUAGAUCGCAAAGCAGUUCAUACAAGUCUCACAGAAUGACGAUUGAAACCUGUAUCACUUGUCUCACAAUAUCCCAGCAGCAACACAAAGAGUACUCGGUUGAAACAGUGGUCCCCAACUGUCCUCAGUCUAGCCUAUUUAUACCCGGGUUCCGCAGGAGCCAAUCAGAAAGUAGUCUUGUCAGCAGCUGUCGCGCAAUGACAUGCAGGCACUCUCUUAGGCAGGCAGGCAGAUACAAGACUCAUACGCCAUACUAUAUCAAUGUCCAGGAAGACGCAUGUCAAGAACCAAUAGUGCGACAUGAAGCAGGUUUGAAAGCCAGUAGCAAACUGCCACGACAUGAAUUGGCGUUUACACUUGGGCAAAUGAGAAACGAGGCUGGUGACGCACUUGGAAGGAAUGCUCAUAACAUGAUAUUUAUAGUGUUGACUGACGCGUUGAAAAAUUCUAACGAGAGUCCAAUCGAUCGCCACGAAUGUGCGACUGCUCUGGGAGAAAUUGAUAAAAAGGAUUGUAUGCAGGUCUUGGAAGAAUAUUUGCAUGACGACGAGGCUGGUGUCAUUGGAAGUUGUCAGCUUUCAUUGGAUAUGUAUGCUCACUCAUUACUUAGCAAGUAA